Messenger RNA from Leptopilina boulardi, 5393 nucleotides. RefSeq names its product RING finger protein 17 (gene qin). Gene Ontology annotation, molecular function: zinc ion binding. The transcript has 27 exons. The coding region runs from base 138 to 5354 and encodes 1738 amino acids. NCBI's taxonomy places the organism in Eukaryota, Metazoa, Arthropoda, Insecta, Hymenoptera, Figitidae. The record is from RefSeq and is a predicted model, not a curated record.
AGUGGGAAAUGCGCAGAAGCUCCUCUGUUCUUCACAUCAUUACCAUUUAUCGUGUUAAUCUGUUGUGUAUACAGUAAUUCAAGAAAAGUGUUUAAUUCUUUAAUUUAGUGGAUGAAUUUUCAUAAAAAAGAAAAAGUAUGAGCGGGCAACGGUACGAGAAAGCUGAGAAGCAAAUUGUCUUCUCAUAUCACGACAUAAAGUCCAAGAAUUUUCCAUGUGUCCAGUGCAAGCGUCAAUUCUUUAUCAAAGAGAAUAAUUUUUCUAAAAAGGACUCACAUGUUCCUUUACUGUUACCAUGUGGACACACAAUUUGCGAUUAUUGUCAUCAUGCAAAUUAUAAUUUGAGUUGUAAUGCUUGUGAACAACCACAAUUAAAAAGUGAUAAUAAUGAAAAACCUAAACUUCCUAUUGAUGUUUACACACUUGGAGUUGUUACUUUGUCACAUAAUCGUCCUGUCAACUUAGCUGAUCCUGAUUUAAAGUUUUAUCAGACAACAAGCUCAAAAAUUCGUCAGUCACUUUCUCAAGAUCGCUGUAGUGAAUGCAUGAAUAGAGCUGUAUCAAAAUGUGUGGAAUGCAAUGUUUUAUUAUGCAAUUCUUGCCAUGCAAAGCUUCAUGGACGAGCAUUGGAAAACCACCGUAAAGUGAUGAUCUCUAAUUCACAAAGCGCUGCUGAUGUAUCUUCGUACACUAAAUGUGCAACUCAUAAUCAAAAGCCUUUUUCAUUUUAUUGUCAAGUGUGUGAUGUAGUCGUUUGCUCUGAUUGUUUACUUGAAUUACACAAUGGACAUACAGUCGAGUCACUUUCAUCAAGGAACGAGAACCUAAAGGAGAAGUUUCACAGUGCCUACCAGAACAUCGCAGAGACGCUUCAACGAGUUCAUCAGACACAAAAGAGUGUAGAGAGACAUCUUCAAUUUCCAGAUCAAUUACAAAACAGUGACAUGGUGGAGGCAAAUAUAAAUCAGUAUUUUGCUCAUAUUCAUGGUGUUCUUCAACAAAUUGAAAGGGAACUUAUUGAAAAAAUGAAUUCACAACGAUCGGCAUUAAGAAAUCAUAUGGAGAAGAUAAAAAAAGAUAUAAAUGAAUAUGAAGAAAUAUUACAGGACAAUUUACUGAUGGCAGCUUCAGUGAAAAAUUCUCUACCUGAAAUGGAUUUGUUAAGUCUUAUUAAGAAAUUAAAAAAUGUUGCCAAUUUACCUUGUCAUUUAAUAAAACAGCCUGUUGUCAGUGAUCAAAGAGUUAGAUUCGAGGCUGACAAAACAAUUGUGGAUAUUUUGAAAAAUCACUGUUCAAUUACAGUUCCAAAAAUUGUUCCAUUCUCUUUGGUUAAUAGUGAUAAUUUACCAUCUAAUCAUACUUUAGAACCAAUAAAUCUAAAGGACAUUCCCAGUUUAUGGGAAGAUGAAGAAAAAGAACGGCCUCCAUCACCAACGCCUUCAAUAGCUACUUCAACAUCUUCAAUAAAGUCCAAUCGCUUGUAUGAAGAUUCUCUUGUAAAAGGAGGAUGUGUAAUGGUACGUGUAACACACAUAAUAGAUCCCUCUUUUUUCUACGUUCAACAAGCACAUCUUCUUUCCGAAGUUGAGGCAUUUAAUAAACAAUUAUGUGAAUAUGUUUCAAAAAGUGAUCAAAGUCCUAAGGAAAUUUUAAUAGGUUCAUUGUAUAUCGUAAAAUAUAUGAAUAGUUGGUAUCGUGGCCGAGUACUAAAGUUUCAAAAAAAUCAGCAAGGUGAAGAAAGAUAUGAAAUAUUUUAUAUCGAUUAUGGAAACUUACAAAGUGUUUCCAUUCAGGAUAUACGAUAUAUUUCCCAACAAUUCUCAACUCAACCUGCCUACGCCAUUAAAUGCUCUUUGUAUGAUAUUGUACCAAAGGGAGAAAAAUGGAACAUGACAGCAAAUGCAACAAUGCAGCGUUUUAUUAAAGAAAAUGUCGUACCAUCGGCAAUGUCUAUAUUUGAUAUUGUUGAUAAUACCUAUUUCGUCGACCUUGAAAUAAACACUAUUGAUAGAAAACUGACAUUAAGAGAUAAUUUGCUAAUGACUGGAUUAGGUACUUAUACAAAUUCAAGAACUCUAAAGAUAAUAAAUCCAAGUUCGGUGAGAAAAUUCUUUCAUCAGGAUCUUAAAAUAUCAAAAUUUUCAAAUGCAAUGUGCUCGUACGUGGAAUCUCCUGACUCAAUAUACAUUGUUUUGAUAAAUAAUAGCACCGAAAAGUAUAAAGAAAUGCGAAAUGAAAUGAAAACAGAAUAUAAGAAAGGAAAAUCCAGAAAACAUUUUAUUCAAUCACCAGAAAAAGGAAUGCCUUGCGCUGCUUUAUAUACUGAUAAUUAUUGGUAUCGAGCUAUCAUCUGUGAUGAUCCCUGUGCACAAACGGUUGAAGUAUUUUUCGUCGACGUUGGAAAAAAGGCAAUAUUGAGUUUUGACAAAAUUCGUAAAAUUCAACAGAAAUUCAUGUAUCUCGCAACACAGGCGAUACAUCUUAGCUUGCAAGACGUAGCUCCGACUUCAGUUGGAAGCACAAAAUGGAAUGAGUGCUCAAUAGAGUUUCUGAAAAAUUUCUUAUACAAUGCUAAAGUAAAAGUAUUCCCCCACAGUGAAAAUAAAAUUAAUCCUUUUUAUAAAUCGUACAGUGUUUCCAUGUAUUUAUUAGAUGAAAAUAAAACGAACGUCAAUGUUCUACUUGUCUCAUCAAAUUUUGCAAUCAGCACAGGAAUAAGUUCAGAAAUUGUUGCACCAAAAGUAAGAAAAAACAAAACGAACUUAGUACAAAGUAAAAAAUCAAAUUAUGGUGGAUCGAUUGCAUCUGAAACAAAAAGAUCUGAAAAAGUUGUCGAUGAAUUGGAACCAUAUAGAUUGCGAAUUGUUGUCUUAAAUGCAAAAUCACCAGAUUGCAUCUAUGUUGCCGAUCCAAUGAAAGAGCAAAUGAAUAAUAUUCUACAAGCAGAGAUGCAAUUAUUUUACAACAAGCAUAUUUCUGCAAUAUCAGAAAUUGAAUGGCAAAAAGAUCAAAUGUGUGCAGUUUAUUCACGAAAAGAUAAAGCAUUUGUUCGAGCUAAAAUAUUAAAUGUUUUAUCCGAAACAGAACUCAGUGUACUUUUAAUUGAUUUUGGUUUAGAGGAAACAGUUCUUAAGGAUGAUGUACAACCAUUAGACAAAUCUUUACUAUCUACACCGCGUUAUCAAUUUAAAAUUAAACUCGCUGAUAUUAUUGCACCUGGCGGUACAGGUUCGUGGCCUUCUUCAUCAUGUCAAAAACUACGUGAAAUUAUUAACGAAAAUGAAAACUUCAGAUUCUACAUCACGAAAGUGGCAGAAACAGUAGACGAAGUAAUACCAGCGGAACUUUGGAUGAAAGUAUCAAAGCUUGAUGAUCCAUUUGGUUCAGAUAAAAUUGAGAUGCAAUCUGUCAGUCGAUUAUUGACAGAAGUUGGAUUGGCAAUUCCUAUUAAGAAUUAUUCGCAAGCUAUUACCAGAGCCCUUGCAAUGGACGUGCAAAAACAAUUAGAUAAAAGUGAACAAAACUGUGAAAAUGACUUUGGUGAAAUAUCAUGGACUAAAAUAAAUAGUAGAGAAAAUACUUUAGUCAAUUCGGAUAAUUCAACAUACAAUGAUGAUGUUGAAUCAAAUUCAGAUAGUUACAGUCAAUCUGAAAGCCAAGAGAAAAAUUUAAAAUGGAUUCCAGCAGCUAAAAUUCAUAAAGAUGCAUUUCGCGCCACUGCAACCAACGUUGACACCAAAUGCCAUAUAUAUUUGCAUCCAGUUGAACAAAAUGAAACCAUAAAAAAGAUUGAAAAUAAUUUGGAUCAGAAAUACAGUGGAAAACAAAGGAAAUCAUACAAUCACAAAUGGAAUGUGGGUGAUAUUUGCGCAGCUCAAUAUCAUAACAAUCAAAAAUGGUAUAGAGCACAAAUUAAAAAUAUCGAAGAAGAUAAUGUUCUGGUUGAAUUUAUCGAUUAUGGAAAUACAGAGGAUUGCGAAAUCACAGCAAUAAGGAAAAUAAAUAUUCUUCAGAAUAUUCCAAUUCAAUAUACAAAGUGUAUUGUCCAUUCUUUUCGUCCAGAUAAUCCAAAAGGAAUUUGGCCAACGCCCUAUUUAGACAAAAUACACUGUCUUUUGGUUGAUAAAGAAUUUGAUGUAAAUGUGAUAAAAAGAACAGGCAGUUCUCCAGAAAUUUUACAUGUCUCAAUUACAUUAUUGCAACCGAAAUAUUGCGAUCUUGUUACAUAUGUUUAUAAAGAAAUGCAAUUGAAUAUUCGAGAUCCUAAAGAGAUUUUCUCUGAGUCAGAAGAAUCCAGUUCGGAAAAGAAUACAAGUUUGACAACAGUUAAUAAUGACCACGUUGAUGAUGUACUUAUUGAGGGUUUCUUAACUAAUUGUCAAGAUUAUCCAAAUGCAGGUCUAGAGUACGAGUCUGAACUUUUAAGAACUUUUACAAAAGACAGCGAAAUGUCAUGUAAAAAAUCAAAUAGCAAUGCAGGUUCUGAUAGAGGUAGUGAAUUUGAAUCUGAAUUUCCAACAUUAAAUACUUCUACAAGAGACAAAUGUACAAAAUCAACAGUGGGAAUAGCAAGUAGUUUAGAAAGUCUUUCGUGGCAUAAUUUGGUGAAGAAUGAUUCUCGAAUGACAACUUCAACACCACAGGUGGAAUUAAAUAAUUCCGAAGUAAAUUCAGAAAUAUCUGAUAACACUGUUUCAUCGUCAAUUGAGGAGUCUAGUGAAGAUAAUAUAUUUCCGGAUAUUCUCAAUCUACUUAAAAAUGAUGAAUUCAUACGACUGGAAAUGUCAACUAUUACGAAGAAAGGAUUGAAAAAAAAUGAAGUAGAAUUUCUUGGUCACAUAACUGGAGGCAAUAAGAAUAUCUACAAAGUUGUUGGCAGAUAUAAUCAAAUGGAUAGAGAAAUUCAAAAAAUAGCAUCAAGUCAACCAUUUAUUCAAGAACCAAAGAUUUAUAUGCCAUGUUUUGCUUUAUACACAGACAAUAAUUGGUACAGAGGUUUAAUAACCAAAUACGAAGGAUGUUCCGAAAAAUGGAGUAUCACAGUGAAAUAUAUAGAUUUUGGAAACAGUGCCGUUAAAGACAUUAAUGAGCUUAGACAAAUGGAUGACAAAUGGAAAUCCGUACCUCGUAUGGCAGUAAAUUGCAAAGUUUAUAAUCUUGUUCCAAAGUAUGGCCAUUCAAAAACAGAAUUUGCACAAAAAGUUGUUAAUUAUUAUGAAAAUAAAACACUUUAUGCGAAAAUUAAGGAAUGCCACAAUCGUAUAAUUACAGUUGAACUGUUUUUUGAUAAUAAAUGUACACAACCAGCACUUUUGCCACUCAUAAAAGAAGACUUAUUUUCGCCAAAAGUUUAAAAUACCAGUCUAAAGAAUAAGACGUAAAAGUAUAAUUAC